GAGAGGGGGAGAGGGAGAGACCGACAUCCUGCAGCAGAGGUUUCAUGAUGGCCGAGCUGAGCACAGUGUCUCUUCCCCCAACAUUGUUUUACCUAGAUUAUGAAGUGGAAUAUAAUAAGACUGGAUGCCUACUGUUUGAUGCACCACCAGGAGCCAUCGAUGGCAUCACUUUGCUCAUCUGCCUGUUCGGGCUGGUGGGGAACGGGAUCGUGCUCUGGUUCCUCGGCUUCCACAUUAAGAGGAACCCCUUCACCGUCUACAUCCUCAACCUGGCCGUCUCCGACACUUUCUUCCUCCUGUGCUCGACUGCUUAUCUCAUAGUUUAUGUGGUGGAAUAUCCAUUUUGUGUGAAUGAUGUUUUUAUUUACGUAUUCUUGCUAUUUAGCAUGCCUGCUCUGUUGAUGUACAGCACCAGCCUGUACCUCCUGACGGCCAUCAGCACUGAGAGGUGUCUCUCUGUCCUCUACCCCAUCUGGCACCGAUGCCGCCGGCCAAAACACUUGUCUGCCAUUGUCUGCACCCUGCUCUGGGCUCUCUCCAUGCUGUUCUCCUGUCCAGUGGGUGUUUUUUGUAUUGUUCUUUCAGGUGAACACUGUGUCAUAUCCUUCCUACCCACGUGUUUUCUGAAUGUCCUGAUAUUCACUCCCAUCAUGGUUCUGUCCAGUCUGACCCUGUUCAUCAAGGUUCAACAUAGCUCACAGCGACGUCAGCCAGGAAAGCUCUAUGCUGUUAUCCUGCUCACCAUCCUCUUCUUCCUCCUCUUCACUGUCCCUCAGAGUGUCCAGAUCUUCCUCUUUUAUCAUAACAUAUUCGAUUCCAGUGAGAUAUUUCACAUGCUGGCCUCUGCAAGCAGCAGCAUCAACCCAUUUAUUUACUUUCUAGUCGGGAGCUAUGGGAAGCGGCGAUUCUGUGGCUCCAUCAAGGUCGCUCUCCAGAGGGUUUUUGAAGAGAAGACAGAUUCCAGAGAAGAUGGAGAGACCACCAGUGCAGAGCCAAUGGAGACGGUCACUUAAAUCCCUACAGCACCCAGCCUGGGAGACCCUGUUCUUAGCAUGGAGAUUCCGUAGAUCCCAGAAUCAAAGAACUUAGAACGGGAAAGGACCUGGUAGGUCACUGGCUAAUUCUUCCCCACCCAGAGCAGAGUCCUUCCCUAGAGUGGAUCCCCAGGGUUAUUUGCAGUUGUAAAGAACAACAAUGGGUCACAUGGGGCCCAACCUGCUCCCUGUGGAAUCAGUUUGGAAAGUCCUGUUGACUUAAAUGGGAUCAGGAGCAGGUCCAUUAUGGUCUGAUUUGCUUUGUUCUAAAAAUGCCUCUGACACGUAAUUUCAGUUUUGGUGGCAAGUUUCCCGCAGUGUCACCUGGUGAAUGUUAUUGUCUCUUCUGUAAAGAAUUAGUGUCGUGGACACCUCACGCCCUCCCCACUUU
Chrysemys picta bellii (western painted turtle) is the source of this 1425-nucleotide messenger RNA. NCBI's taxonomy places the organism in Eukaryota, Metazoa, Chordata, Testudines, Emydidae. The record is from RefSeq and is a predicted model, not a curated record.